Molecule: messenger RNA, 2325 nt
Organism: Protopterus annectens (West African lungfish)
Lineage: Eukaryota; Metazoa; Chordata; Ceratodontiformes; Protopteridae
Product: cytochrome P450 3A9-like
Exons: 13
Coding region: 58-1584 (508 amino acids)
Molecular function (GO): iron ion binding; heme binding; steroid hydroxylase activity
Source: RefSeq, a predicted model, not a curated record
UUUUCAAGUGCAGACGAUUUCUGAGGUGAGAGAAGUAAUUGUCAGAAGAAAAGAAAAAUGGCUUCUGUGGAAAGCUGGAUUUUAGCUGUUGCAGUACUGGUUAUCCUUUUAAUAUAUGGGACUUCAACUUUUGGGUUUUUUAAAAAGCUGAACAUUCCUGGUCCAAGACCAUUGCCUUUUAUUGGAACUUUUCAUCAUAACCGUAAGGGCUUUUUUAAUUUUGACUUGGAGUGCAUGCAAAAAUAUGGAAAAGUUUGGGGUAUUUUUGAUGGACGAACACCUGUUCUUGUCACUGUGGACACAGCAAUGCUUAAAACAAUAUUGGUUAAAGAGUGCUUUACCAUUUUCACCAAUCGACGGAAUUUUGGGCUGAAUGGAAAACUAGAUGUUUCUCUCACAGUAGUCGAGGAUGAUCAUUGGAAGAGAAUCCGCAGUGUGCUAUCACCAACGUUCACCAGUGGAAGAUUAAAAGAGAUGUUUCCUAUUAUAAAGCGCUACAGAGAUAAUCUAAUAAAAAAUCUGCAGAAGAAAGCAGAUGCCAAAGAGCCUGUAAUGAUGAAAGAGAUAUUUGGGGCCUACAGCAUGGAUGCAAUUGCCAGUACUUCAUUCAGUGUAGAUCUCGACUCCUUAAACAAUCCCAAUGACCCCUUUGUCAUCAACAUUAAGAAAGCUCUCAAGUUCACCAUCUUUAAUCCAUUAUUUCUCAUUGCAGUUAUGUGCCGCUGGCUUGUCCCUUUAUUGGAGAAAUUUGAGUUUAGCAUGUUCCCAUCUGAUGUGACUGAAUUUUUCUCACAAGUUGUCCAACAAAUCAAGAGCAAAAGGAAUAAAGGAGAUAGACAGGAUCGUGUAGAUUUUCUUCAGCUAAUGAUCGAUACUCAGACAUCAAUGCAAAGUUCAGAGUUAAGUGGACUGGAUUAUUCUAAGAAAGGUGAAGGGACUCAAGGUCUAACAGAUAGAGAAAUUUUGGCACAGUCUAUUCUCUUCAUUUUUGCUGGGUAUGAGACCACCAGCAGUGCCCUCUCAUUCCUGUCAUACAUUUUGGCCAUCCACCCAGACAUACAGACAAAACUACAACAAGAGAUUGAUGAACAGUUUCCUGACAAGGGCCAAUUAACAUAUGAUGGUCUGAUGCAAAUGGAAUACCUUGACAUGGUGAUCAAUGAAUCGUUGAGAAUAUAUCCAAACGGUGGACGCCUGGAAAGAGUCUGCAAGAAAACUGUAGAUGUAAAUGGUGUGACCAUUCCAAAGGGUACUGUUGUUAUGAUACCUCUUUAUGCCCUGCAUCGAGACCCACAGCACUGGCCAGAGCCAGAGGAGUUUAGGCCUGAAAGAUUCACUAAAGAAAACAAAGAAACUAGGGAUCAAUAUGCUCAUCUGCCAUUUGGGACUGGUCCCCGAAACUGCAUUGGAAUGCGAUUUGCCCUUCUUAACGUGAAACUGGCAAUCACAUCAAUACUACAGAACUUUACCUUUGUACCAUGCAAAGAAACCCCGAUCCCACUGGAACUAGAUCCUAAAGGUUUUAUGACUCCCAAAAAACCUAUUGUUCUAAGCAUUAUUCCCAGAAAGAGUACAGAGGAAUGAAAACUGAAGACCUGCAACAGUCCUGGCUGAAAUACAUAACCUGAUCACCAUUUACAUUAUGUUAUAACAUCAUCUAUACUAUAACCAUGCUACAAAAAGUAUUAAAUGCGUUAUUUCUUUUUACUCAACAGUUUCAACACAUAGUGCAAAGAGCCAGAUAUAGGGUUUAAAGAAUCACUUGUAGGAUACAGUGUAGCAAGUCCUAAGUCUAUUCCUGUACCAGCCUACUUCCACAACUGAUGCUUAGCAGUAGUGGACAGAGAAGAAGUGCAGAAAUAUUUAACAAAAGUACGGGUCACUCCAUAUGGGGACUGUCACAUCCACGCAUCCACUUGUUAUUUAUUCUAACUCUGAUAUUAUAUUAUCUUUAGUCACACUCUGUUUUUAUAUGCAAAAAAAGGUACCUUGCACUCAGCUGUAAGAUGACAUGAACUUACUUCAGAUGGGUACUAGACAGAGUAUGGGUGGUACAUAGCGGCUUGCCCCCAAGCAAAAUCAUCUAUUGGAACUUUACAUCUAGCCUUAUUAUUUUCCAUUCUUGUGUACAACCCUCUUUGACAUGUUGUCAGUCAGUUUGGGACCAAAAAUAAAAAUGUAUGAAUAUGAAGAUGGAUGUCAUUUGCGAAUAUACACCAAGAGCCUUUUAGGUUCAUAGGUUCAUAGGUAAGUACUAGGCUAUCUGCCCAAGGGCAUUUAUAAGCCUAGCCAAAAUGUGUUGGCUUUUGCCACCCCCUUAGAUUA